AUGGUGCAUGUUGGAAGCCAAAGCUUGUUACGUCGGCUCAUGAAGCUCAAAGAUCGCCAUCGGAUUGCCAUACAGAUCCGUGAUCUCAAAACAAGAGUUGAAGAAGUAAGCAUCAGGAACACACGCUACAACUUGAUCAAGGCGGCGGCCUCCAACACCAUUGGUGACAUGGAUUCUCACAUGGAAGAUGUCCGCAAUCACUCGGCUAGCAACAUCGAUGAAGCAGAACUUGUUGGCUUUUCUAAGCCGAAGAAGGAGUUAAUUAAGUUGAUGGAUGUCAAGACUGAAGAUGGUACAGCCAAGGUGGUAUUUGUUGUUGGCAUGGGUGGUUUAGGAAAGACUACUCUUGCCAGGAAGGCAUUUGAAAGUAAGGAAGAUAUUGUGAAUAAGUUUUCUUGUCGGGCUUGGAUCACAGUCUCGCAGACAUUUUCCAAGAUAGAGAUGCUCAAGGAUAUGAUCAUGCAACUUUUUGGAAAUGAAGAACUGAAGAAGCGUUUGAAGGAACUUGAGGGGAAGACGGUGCAAGUAGAUGAUCUCGCCAGCUACCUUAGGGAAAUGCUACAGGAGAAGAGGUACUUUAUUGUUCUUGAUGACUUGUGGACCACUGAUGCAUGGGGGUGGAUCAAAGAUAUUGCUUUUCCAGCUACUAACAUCAAAGGUAGCCGGAUAAUAGUAACAACACGAGAUAUUGGCCUAGCUCAGCAGUGUACUUCCAAAUCGCUUAUUUACCACCUUAAACACCUACAGAUAGAUCAAGCCACAAAUUUGCUACUGAAAAAGAUUGGGAAAACACACACAGAAACAGAAAGUGAUGAAAGGAUGCGGAAUGUGAUCUCCAAAAUAGUUAAUAAGUGUGGUGGUUUACCAUUGGCUAUACUAACCAUAGGAGGUUUGCUUGCUACCAAAGUGGUAGAAAUGUGGGAGAGUAUUUAUGACCAGAUUCCCUCGGAGCUUGAGACUAACCCAAGCCUUGAAGCAAUGAGGAGGAUGGUCACUCUUAGUUUCAACCACUUGCCAUCUCAUCUUAAAUCAUGCUUCCUAUACUUAAGCAUCUUUCCGGAGGAUUUUGAAAUCAGGAGAAGACGUUUGGUUGAUAGAUGGAUAUCAGAGGGGUUUGUGAGAGCUAGUGGUGGAGUUAAUGUUGAGGAUGUUGGAAUAGGUUAUUUCAAUGAGCUAAUCAACCGAAACAUGAUUCAACCAUCAAAAGUGAACAUAGAAGGAGUUGUUAAGAGCUGCCGGGUCCAUGAUAUCAUGCGUGAUGUAAUGGUCUCAAUUUCUCGAGAUGAAAACUUUGUGCACCUGGUGGGAGAUAGUGAAUCCAGUAUAAUAGAGGGGAAUUUCCGUCAUGUAGCAUACCAUGGUAGCAAGGGCCAAAAUAUUGGCAUGGAUUGGAGCCAUGUUCGGUCAUUAACAAUGUUUGGUGAGAGACCCACGGAGUCAUCACCUUCAGUUUGUUCAAGCAACAUGAGGAUGCUUAGAGCCUUGGAUCUGAAGAAUACACAGUUUAAAAUUAGACAAAAAGAUAUAAACAACAUUGGGUUGGUGUACCAUUUGAAAUAUGUGAGCUUUCCUGGAGAUACAUAUAUAUAUGCACUUCCAAAGUCUAUUCGGAGAUUACGAGGUUUGCAAAACUUGGAUAUUAGAAAUAGUUAUAUCACAGCACUGCCAAUUGGGAUCUGUGAACUUCAUAGUCUCCGCAGCCUUCGUUGUAGCAAAAGAUCAGAGUCCAUCUAUUUUAGUCCAAAUUACCCCAUGGAUUGUUUGAUGGAGACACUGCGCCUGCCCAUGCUAUGCACACCUUUAGUUGAUCUCGACGAGCAUGCUCACCUAGUUGCUGAGCUACAUAUGGGGAUAUCUAGUCGGUGGUUCAGGAGAGAAGGUGUGAGGAUUCCAAGAAGGAUCGGCAACUUAAAGGAGCUGCAGAUACUAGAGGUGGUGGACAUCAAACAAACCAGCAAGAAAGCAGUUAAAGAGUUGGGGGAGCUUAUUCAGCUAAGAAAACUGAGCAUGGUAGGUAAAGGAAGGUUUGCCGAGCAAAAACGCAAGAUACUGUAUCUCUGUGCCGCCAUAGAGAAGCUCUCUUCCCUGCGCUCCCUUAGUCUGGAUUUUGGCUAUGAUUUUGACUAUAGUGUUGGAUCACUCGAGUGGUUGCAUAAUGUUUCCUCCCCUCCUCCCCUGCUAAAUAAGUUGAAGUUGGUCGGACAACUUGGAGGGAAGAUGCCCGAGUGGGUUGGAAGUCUGAAGCAUUUGGUGAAGAUUCAUUUGGAGUGGAGCAGACUAAAUGAAGAUCAAAUAACGGAAAUGCUAGGGGAGCUGCCCAAGCUCAUGCUCCUCAGUCUGCGCACAUUUGCUUAUUUUGGGAAGAAGUUAGUGUUCAGAGCGAGGUCAUUUCUCAAUCUGAGGAAACUCUCCAUUCAGCAGCUUGGUAAACUGAGGGAGGUGAGAUUCGAGAAUGGCGCCUCGCCACAGAUGGAACUGCUAGAAUUCAGUGUUUGCGAUUUGGAAUCAGGGAUUAUUGGUAUCAUUCACCUUCCAGUGCUCGAGCAGAUUUCACUUGGUUACGAGGGCAAAGUGGCCAACCUUGAUAUUCUGCAAGGUGAAGUGGACGCACACCCCAACCAUCCCGUGCUGCAACUCAACAAAGACCGCAGCGAGCAUGACUUGGGGGAUGUUAUCCAAGGAUCCAAUGUUGCAGAAACAGAGGAUGAAGACGAACCAUCCUCGCUCCUUGAGACUUGUACGGCGGGGGAGAGCUCACAACCAGAAGUGGUGGUCAUGCCGACGAGGAAUGUCAUCAGGUCUGCUAAUUAA
Messenger RNA from Triticum dicoccoides, 2811 nucleotides. RefSeq names its product disease resistance protein RPM1-like. Lineage: Eukaryota; Viridiplantae; Streptophyta; Magnoliopsida; Poales; Poaceae. Gene Ontology annotation, molecular function: ADP binding. The annotation marks the transcript as partial. The record is from RefSeq and is a predicted model, not a curated record. The transcript has a single exon. Gene Ontology annotation, biological process: defense response to other organism.